Ruditapes philippinarum (Manila clam) is the source of this 1325-nucleotide messenger RNA. RefSeq lists its product as uncharacterized. Lineage: Eukaryota; Metazoa; Mollusca; Bivalvia; Venerida; Veneridae. The record is from RefSeq and is a predicted model, not a curated record. Gene Ontology annotation, molecular function: DNA-binding transcription factor activity.
AAGAUCAUGGAAGAAAUUCCGUACAAGUUCCGUAUUCAGGUGUGCCUUUCAUUUGUCCUCAGUUGUGACAUGAGAGAGUGCAUGUAUGGGCCGAAAAGAAAAAGGCCAGAAAAACCAUUGGUACAUGAUGACCAUGCAUUUUCAACAAACAGGCGCCUCAUUCAGCCUUCCAGGAAAAUGGGGUGUUGUGCAAAAGUGAAGUUGAGGCGGAUUGUUAGUUUUCCUGAAUACAAGAUUCAGGGCUGUGAUAGUAAAUGGAAGCGAAGAGCUAUCUCGGACAAGUUAAGAGAUGAAUUCAACAAUCGCACCAGCCAACAAUAUUGUAUUUUCAUACAGUUUGUUGGCAUUCAUACCAACCAUGUGUCUGGAAUGGCUGCAAAGUACUGUAAUUCUUUGGAUAAACGGAUAAUAAAAAACAUAAAGUCACAGGUAAAUGAUGGCUCAAUGAAUGUAGAUGAUAUUCAGAGAAGGAGUGAGAUGUUUGGAAAAGAAUUAAAUGAACAAUGUGAAGCUACCAAAAUAGAUACAAGAUUUAAACCCAAAAGGAAAGAUGUGUAUAACCAUAUUUACAAUUCGGUUUCAGAUUCAAGGUAGAGAAACUUGCCAAUAAAUCAUUUAAUAUAUUAAAAAAAAAAGUUAAAGAUGAAAGGGCAUCAGCAGUCCGUCAUUCUUAAAAUUUAUGGUUUAUAAAUGUGAUAUAUAGUUGCCAAGUCCUGGACGGACAAUUUAAAACUAUUUACAGUGUAUUACAGGUCAUUGAUUUUCCUUAUAUGUACACAUCUUUUGGAACUGUUGUUUUCCCUUAGUAAUAGCAUAUUAUGUAAUGUUUUUACACAUGCACUUUUUAUACCCCCGCACAACAAAGUUGUAAGGGGGGUAUACUGGAAUCAGCUUGUCCGUCCGUCCGGCCAUCCGGCCGUCCGUCCAUCAGUUUUUUUCUUGUCCGCCCAAUAACUUAAGAUUCCUUUGACCCUAAGUCUUCAUAUUUGGCAUGGAGGUUAGUCAUGAUAAGUAGAUGACCCUAUUGAUUUUGAGGUCACUAGGUCAAAGGUCACAGGGGCCUUGACUUCAAAAAGCUUGUCCGCCCAAUAACUUAAGAUUCCUUUGACCUACAGUCGUCAUAUUUGGCAUGGAGGUUAGUCAUGAUUAGUAGAUGACCCUUAUUGAUUUUGAGGUCAUCAGGUCAAAGGUCAAGGUCACAGGGACUUUGACUUCAAAAACUUUGUCAAAAGCUUUUCUUCUCAAUUGCUAAAGAAUGUCCUGUCCGCAAUGUAUUGAUUUUGACAUUUUCACAUUUGAAGCAUGUAGAAUACAUAACUUAGCAA